UAUAAAUUGUUUACUUUAUACGUUAAUGAUAACAUGUAAAGCAAGGAUCUUUGAAAUCACAUGGAGUUCGACAAUCAUUGGAAAGAAUAUAAAGUGUCGUCAUCGAACCAGAGAGAGAGCAUGUCACGGCGGGACUUCUGCUGGGCUCAAAUUGUUGGUGUACUUUUGGUGUCCAUCGGCUUUACAGCGGGAAUCCUUGUAGGAAUUUAUGUAUACCAUGGUGGACCAGAUGCAGAAGUUAAUUGCAAGAAUAUUCCCGACACCUCAUAUCAAAGCGGAAGUAAGACAGAACAGACGACAACUGCCGCCAAAACAACUACCCACCAGUCGACUGGAAGAGGAAAGACGACAGCCGAUCACAUGUCUUCAUCGUCAUCAACAUCCGCAGAUAGUUGUCAAACUUGUAAAAAGGGUGCAGCAAGGCGACCAUGGGAUGGCAAAGAUCCAGAGAUAUUCGCACCACUCACAGCAGACGAGAUGGAAAAGGUCAAUGAGUUCAUGAUCACAAAUAAUUAUGCAGACGAUGUAACUACCAUGUCAAAAGUUUCACUAAAGAUAAAUUUCCUCACGUUCAUGUACUUGUUUCUACCAAACAAAAACGCUGUUCUAGAUUACAAGGCUGGAAAAGGUCCAUAUCCCGGGAGGUAUGCUCGUGUUCAUGUUGCACGGGGUGCUCGUGCUGUUCCAGAUUAUAUGGAAUAUAAGGUCGGACCUCUCGGAGCUGCUAUAAUGACAGUCGAACAACUUUACAAUGAUGGAGAGCUUGUAUUUAAUAGUCGUCCAUACGAUGAUAUAGAAAAUGGCCUUUAUAUUGAGUUGUUAAACAAAGAAAUCAAAAUACUCGAACCACUUACUAAAGAAAGUUUUGACGGCGCAUAUUAUCCACGGGAGAACAAUGAUUUACAAUUUUGGGUUUGGAAUGGACCACCCGGAGCGUUAGCUGAUGAACGAGAGACUAGAGUCAUUGCGUUGUUGAAUCCGUUAGCUCCAAACGGUAUGGAUUACCUUGAACUUGACUUCCUACCCCUAUCGGCUACCAUACACUGUCCAGGAACGGACUUUGAUCAAUGGUAUAUCUAUGACUUCUACUACUUAAAUCAAGGACCUUUUCCUAACGCCACAUCUUUGCUCACUGCUUACCAAAACGGUUCCUUACGUAAGUUUAAAUUACCUGAUGGGUACCGUAAAACUGUCCUUGAUCGUCAUCUUCCAGAUCGGGAUACGGACCAACCAUUCAGGCGUAAUUCUUUCUUAUCUGCGCCAAGAACAUAUGAACCCGAUGGACCAAGAUACAGCAUUCGAGGAUAUAAUGUUGAUUGGAUGGACUGGAAUUUUGAUGUCACUGCUGGCCAGCUUCGUGGUCCUGGACUCUUUGAAGUAUCAUUUAAAGGCAAUAAGAUAGCUUAUGAGAUUUCUUUAAAUGAAAUUGCACUUAUAUAUGGAAGUGGGUCAUCUGGGCAAACAAAUGUUAUUUAUUCUGACUCUUCAUACGCUAUUGGGAAUUACAAUGGAGUUGUUAAGUCUGUUGACUGUCCUGAGCAUUCGACAAUUCUAGAAACAGUUUUUUGGCAACAAUCAAGUGCUUCGCCUUCUUCAUCGAAAUCUAUUUGCAUUUUUGAAGCAGACGGACAAAGCGCUCUUUGGCGACAUAAGGCUUAUGAGUUUCAAGGCGGACUCAGAAAUAAUUACCUUGUCGUCCGUAUAUCUUCCACUGUUGUAAACUAUGACUAUAUUAUAGAGUGGCACUUUUACCUUGACGGGAAGAUAUUUACAAUCAUUACUGCAAGCGGACUACUUCAGGCAACAUUCUGGGAUCAUGAAAAUCCUUUUAUGGGAUCCGAGAAAGGAAGAGAUGCGUUCGGAUUCAGAGUAGGUGACAAUGCCCAUGGACAAAUACAUGAUCACAUGUUUGGUUUUAAAGUUGAUCUUGAUAUUUUAGGAACAGAUAAUUCAAUGGAAGUUAUACAUUGGAAAAAUUCUGAUGCUCUUUCCGCUUUACGCAGCCAAGUCCCAAGUGUGUCAGAAGUUCCACCAUAUUUUCUUACUAACUGGACCAGAUAUAUAGAGUAUGAAAUCGUUGAAAAGGAAACUGGAAAGCGAAUAAAUAUGGAUGAACCGAAGUAUUGGGUAAUUGUCAAUGAAAACGAGAGAAAUAAAUGGGGGAAUAUGAGGGGAUAUGAGAUAAAACCCAUUUCUUCUGCUGCACAGACGCUUUCAGAAAAUCAUCCUGCAAUGUCUGCUUUGUCUUUUACAAAAUACCACUGUGCCAUCACAAAAAGAAAGGAGAACGAACAGUACCUGGAUUCGUCAAGUGACACACAAAGACUUGACAAACCUUUAGAAGACUUAGAGAAAAUGCUAGAUGGCGAGUCUGUUAGAAAUACAGAUGUUGUUAAUUGGGUAUCUGUUGGAUUUUUACACGUACCUACCUCCGAAGAUUUACCGAUGACCAACGCUGUUCAGGCUGCAUUUGUUCUUAAACCUUUCAAUUUCUUUGAUAAAACUCCAGUUUAUGAUCUGCAGGGAUAUUUUGAUACAAAAACACUCAAUAAAACCGAAAGACCACCUCAACAUACUCCAUGUCUCGAGCCAAACUACUAAAUCUUUUUGUUUUCUUUUUUUGUGCAUCCAAAUAAUUUGUUUUCUGUCCGUUUUUAAUUGUGUUAUUAUAGUGUAUAUUGAGUUAGUGUGUAUAUAUCAUUUACGUGUAUAAUGCGUUUAUCAAAUAAUUCAACCCUAUGGCAUUAUAUGCAAACAAAACCAUUCAAUGUCGGACAAAGUUUUGUAAAAAAACUUAUUAUUCAAAUAUCUUUAUUUCCGCGUGUAACAAUUAAGAUACUCAUUAUGACGAAGCUGCUUUAAACGAUAUAACUAAAGCUAGUUGAGUGAACUUUUACAUGUAUGGCAAUUGGAAGAAUAGCAACCAGUUGAAAUCUAUUUAAAAUCAACGGACAAUUUUGCAUUUAAAAAUGUUAAACAACAGUUUAAAUUUCUGAUUAUUAUCUGCACCAGUAAUAUACAUGUAUAGUAAUAUAACAUUAAUAAUAUACUUUUUUAUAUUGUUUUACUCUUUUAAAGUGAUAAUACUGGUCAAACACUUCGCAAAAAUACAAAAGCGUUUAUAAUAU
This is a messenger RNA of Ruditapes philippinarum (Manila clam), 3128 nucleotides long. Its product is annotated as amiloride-sensitive amine oxidase [copper-containing]-like. Bases 61 to 2601 code for a protein of 846 amino acids. Gene Ontology annotation, molecular function: primary methylamine oxidase activity; copper ion binding; quinone binding. The transcript has 4 exons. Gene Ontology annotation, biological process: amine metabolic process. The record is from RefSeq and is a predicted model, not a curated record. NCBI's taxonomy places the organism in Eukaryota, Metazoa, Mollusca, Bivalvia, Venerida, Veneridae. Gene Ontology annotation, cellular component: plasma membrane.